Molecule: messenger RNA, 13674 nt
Organism: Bombus pascuorum
Lineage: Eukaryota; Metazoa; Arthropoda; Insecta; Hymenoptera; Apidae
Product: sodium channel protein 60E-like
Exons: 21
Coding region: 2150-9559 (2469 amino acids)
Biological process (GO): neuronal action potential; sodium ion transmembrane transport; membrane depolarization during action potential
Cellular component (GO): plasma membrane; voltage-gated sodium channel complex
Molecular function (GO): voltage-gated sodium channel activity
Source: RefSeq, a predicted model, not a curated record
ACGAUUUUUCGUCGUUUCUCGGCAAAUAUAUACUUUUAAGAAUGAAGUAUUGUAUUGUAAUUCAUGAAAAUUGAUACCAAUCAAAUAUUUCAUCUAGCAAAAGCAACGCUAGAGGACAAAUCAAUAAGUAUUUGAAAGAUAGUUUGUAGUUAUAGCUAUAUAGCCUGAGGAACUAGGACGUUUUAUUCGAAAUUUAAAGUCGAUCAAAGAGAAAAUCGUAGAUGAAUACCGCAUGUGUCACAGAGGAAUGGAAGAUUCGUGAGAACGAUUUUCGGAAUAGCAAGGAAACGUUGGAAUGGGAAAGUACGAUAUGGUAUUUUAAAGGAUUCGGGACAAAGAAAUAAAGUAGGAAAAGAGGUAAUGAUGUUCUUAACUCUAUGCCCAAAGCGAAUUUCAAGAUUUUAUAUACAGCACGGUACAUAUGCACAAAAGAACGAGGUCUUUUCUGCGAAACACUAAACAAUCAUGGCCAUGUUUUAUCGUUAAAGCCGUUUGUGUUUGAUUUUCGGGAGAAGAAAAAGAAGAAGAUAAUAUUGGUUGAGAGAAAAAGGAAUCAUAAUGUUUGUUGACCACAGUAUCACCUGCAGGGGUCAGUUGUAGUUAGAGUGGGGGAUAGCGAAGAGCAUUCGUGCAGGCUGGUGGUUCGCUAGUUUCGCGGUAGCGAUAACCCCCGAUGCGCGUGUGCAUGCAUGUAUUUCGAUGUGUUAGGUUUAGAUAGAUUCGCUUAUACAGGGAAAGAGAGACCUCAAAGCCGUUUUCCUCGGUCGUUCAAUACGCGCGCGCGCGAAACGAAUCGACUUCGUCCCAUAGUAUCGUCACAGUUCUCGUCGGAGACGUUCGUGAUUUUGCACCCUUGUUCAAGUCACAAUUUACCGAACUAUAUGACGAGGGUACACCACGGUUUCCUUUCUUAUUUUCCUUCAUCUCUAUUUCUAUCUUCGCCUUUCUUUCUCUCCAGUUCUCUUUCUCUUACUAAAUCCUUCGUUUUCUUCGCUGCCAGCUUUCUCUUUACGUUCGUUUCUCUCGUUAUAUUUAAAUACGUGUUAAUUUCUAUCCUAAUCCCAUUCCAUCCCGUCGUUUCGAUUUUAACACAUAAUAUCGCGUUCCCCUCGGCUCGUUACUCGCAAAUUUAUGUGCCUGAUUCUUUCUUCCUCCUUAUCCCAUUGGUCGACACGUCGUUAUCAUCUCAUUUAAACCCAAUUUGGAACGCUAUUCAGAGCUCAAGCUUUGAAUCUCCUUGGAUAAAGCAAAUGGUAAAUAUGAUUCGCGAGUGUCAUACGUUACUCGAGUGACCAGUAAUCAACAGACUGGUUUUACGUCAUUCCUUGUUGUUGUUCUAUCUUGUUAUUCGGCAUUGUUUUCUAUUCGCUAUGCGAUCAACCACGGGAUCGUGUGUGAACGAUAUCCAGGAGACGACGUCGCAGGCCAGGCCGGAUUAGGGGUACAUCGAUCAUCAAGAUAUCAAGGAAAAAUCACGCAACGUCUCUUUCGAGUAUACUCUAAUACUUUCCUCCUCCUUCCUUGUUUUUCCUUGCUGUGCCUCGUCUCAGAUGGUUUCCAACCAUCUGACCGACCAUCUUCAUCCUUCAUCCUUUCUCCCUUUCUUUUCGUUAUUUCUGUUUUUCUUGCUCCUUCUUGACUUUUUCACCGCUUGGUGGUGAAACGCGCCGCAGUGGCACAAUCGUCAUCGACGAAAAAAGAAGAAUCUAUAUACUGUACCGCGACACACAUACGAGUUCGCGCUCAGUCAAUAGCAGCUGCAUCCUUUGAAAUUUCAAAAGAAGCAGAAACACAAGAGCAUAUCCACGAGUGCGAAACGAACGGAUCGUGAUCGAAUACCAGACACGACCGGCGAUCAAAAACUAGCGGAGAAGAAAUUGCUGCCUUCCAGCCUGCCGGAAAAUACGGCGGUGGUGGUACGACGAUAUCGAGAAGCAGGCCCAGUCGGCGGUCAAACAGUAUUAUGCGUUUUCUACGCUUUUGUUUAUUAUUGAAGAAGAGAGGAAGAGAUUCUUAUGCCGGAGAACAUGCCCGAACUGUCGAGUCGCGAACGUGAAAAAGAAUAGAACGGAAACGCGAUAAGCUGUACGUAGGGAACCGCAACGAUGAAAGGUACACAUUUCGGUGAGCCGAGGAACCAAAGAUUCCAAUGAUACCUUCGCAAGGUGGCCGUGAGGGAUACAAAGGUUCUGCCAACCCUCCGAGCAACGGCUCUGAGGACAAUGGCUUCGCUAAUCGACCCCGAGUGGCGGGCCUUUACGCGACGAAUCUCUUCAGAGAAGAGCCCAUUCGAUUCUCGUCAGGAGAGACUACUCGAUCUCAUGGUCUCACGCGAGAUACCCUCGAAAGAUCGCCACGAGAGAUUGGAAGCCAGAGAAGUUUAAAUCUCCCUACGGGCAUAGCCGAGGAAUUCGAGCUUUUGGAUCGGUCAAGAGUCGGGAUUUCAAGAACACCCCAGCCAUUAAGGAGAGGAGAGACGGACGCUGCUCGUUACGAACCUAGAUCCAGAUUCGAUGAAUCCGCCACCAGACGAACGGAUCAUUAUGGAUCGCCACCUGUCCAAAGGAUUCGCGAGAGCGACGAUGAGCAACAGGAAGAAUGCAUUGCUCGAUCCGUGUGCAGUACCCUUCGUGUGUCUCUCCUUGAGUUUCCGCGCUCCGACCAGACAACGUGGAUGGAGUCGGACGUUGGUGAUUCUAAAAUACCUGUUUCGACCGAUGAUCUUACUGGGAGAAGAGGGCCAGAUGACAGUUCGACGUUCGUUACAACUUCUGCCUCGAUACUUAUUUCUCCGGCGAGCGAGACCAGCGAAUGCGAUGCAAUCUUGCCCCCGGAAGUGGAGAAAUCAUCACCGCCACCGUAUGCGGGCCUCAGUCCGCCGGAGUACAUCGGCCAAGAGUACGAGACCAGUGAAACGCCUUCGCCGAUUUUUCCAAAUUAUCCACUGACAUCGUACGCGGAAGAGACACAUCACAGACGUUCGAGGUCGUCGGUUUCGGACGCCGGGCUUGAGUUCACUGCACGCGACGAACGUUUAAAGCGUGAUAGCCGAUUCGAGUCGGAGCCGGAGGAAGCUUUGGCGGAAGAGAUCGGCAGAUCGAGGCGAACCAGAUCGAAUUUAGAAAGGUCUACGGACGACCAUGUCUCGAGAUCUAGAGAUGUCGCGAGGCUGCGACCUCCCUUGGCCGCAGCAGCAGGUGUUUCGGCCGAUUCUGGGACCGGUGAUUCUGGAAGUGCGGAGAUCCAAGUGGAUCCCCUCGGCAUUCCCAGAACAACGACCGCCGGUGAAAUUCUAGAUGGAAGGAACGGAGUUGAGAAUGGCCAAGCCGCUAGUAAGUCGUCCAUUAAAACUCCCACCGGGAACAAUAAACAAACGGUGAAACUCUUCACGAAGGAAAGUCUCGACAGGUUGGAAAACAAGACCGUACAGCUCGUCAGAGAUUAUGGCUUUCAGCCGAAACGACGAAUGUCGGUCGAAGAUGGUGCGGUGCUUCCAAACAAAUUCGAACCUUUCCCAACUGAGCUUUACGGUAGGCCUCUCGAGGAGAUUGACAACUUUAUCUACGACGAGACAUUCUGCGUGGUAUCGAAGAGAUUUCGUAAAAAUUACAUUCACCGAUUCACGGCGACAAACAGCUGGUUCAUAUUUUCCCCGUGGAAUCCUAUAAGGCGGUAUUGUAUUUACCUAAGCACGAAUCAGUACUUCGAUUAUAUAGUCAUGGCUACGAUAAUAUUAAAUUGUGCCUUCCUCGCCAUGACGGAAACUAUCGAGGAAGCCGAAUAUAUAUUCUUAGCUAUAUACACGGCCGAAAUGGUGAUCAAAUCGAUAGCCAAGGGAUUUGCGCUCAAUAAAUACACUUACCUGCGAAAUCCGUGGAACUGGUUGGAUUUCGUGGUGAUCACCAGUGGUUAUGCGACUAUUGGAAUGGAAGUAGGAAAUUUGGCUGGGUUGAGAACAUUCCGAGUAUUGAGAGCCCUCAAAACCGUUUCCAUUAUGCCUGGCUUAAAAACCAUCAUCAAUGCAUUGUUACAUAGUUUUAAGCAACUUGCUGAAGUAAUGACGCUCACGAUCUUCUGCCUGAUGGUUUUUGCACUUUUUGCUCUACAAGUUUACAUGGGUGAACUUCGGAAUAAAUGCGUAAAAAAUGUGGAAUUCAAUAAUACUCAAGUCGAUUGGAGAGAGUGGACUUGGAACUCGUCCAACUGGGCAUUCGAUGAAGACGAAGAACCAAUAAUUUGCGGUAACGCAACCGGCGCCAGGCACUGCAACGAAAGUUACAUCUGUCUUUGUGUUGGCCCAAAUCCAAACCAUGGAUAUACAAAUUUCGACAACUUUCUGUGGUCGAUGCUCACCACGUUUCAAUUGAUUACUCUGGAUUAUUGGGAAGACGUCUAUAAUAAGGUAUUGUCGGCGUGCGGACCUAUCAGCGUCUCGUUCUUCACGGUGGUCGUGUUUUUCGGCUCGUUUUAUUUGAUCAAUUUGAUGCUCGCUGUCGUUGCGCUGAGCUACGAGGAGGAAGCCGAAAUUACGAACGAGGAACGAAGAAAGGACUUAACCGACCAUCGCGAGGACUCGACGUUUAGUUUCGACCCGACAAAAAUCAAUGUGAAGACGCUUGCCAAAGAAAAGCAAAAGAAAUUAGACGCGAGGAAAGGAGUCCUGCUAAGUAGUUACACGCGCAAAAAAACACGAAGAAGAAGACGUGGGAGAAGCACUGGCGGUUCUGGUUCAUCUGGUCAAGAUAAAGGUGGCUCUGUGCCAAGCAGGUCAGUGACUCCGAGCCCGAGCCCAAGUCCAAGACAUUCGAACGUUCGACCGUCUCACUUACUUCUACAAAAUAUUAGCCCACGAACUGUAGAGAAUAACGGGGUUCAUAGAUUGGCGCCAAAUCGUGGAAUGCUUCAUUCUCGACAAGCAAGUAACAACAGUAAUCAACACUCAUCGUUAGACGACUCAGGCGUUGUCGACGAUCACGAUGGCGACGAUGUCACAUCCGUAGAAGAACACGACAGACGUGACAACAAAGAAUCUAGGGCCCAUUGGCAAGAGAGGAUACCUACGAAUAAUAAGGCCGAUGGCAAUGCCGAAACUAAUACGGGUGAAACAAAAAAUGAAACGAAUAACGAGACAGAAGUGGACAAUGAGAGAGAAAGAUCACAGGCAACUAAUUCCGGCGGGUAUCUUGGUGCACCUACGAACGUUCCAGUUUCUCUUGCCAGCGGGACUACUAGAGAAAUUCGAGUGUUUAAAUGCAACGGCGUGAAAACAAAGAAACAGAUGUACACCUUGCCGCCAGAGUAUCUAUCGCACAUUGUUAUUUUAGAUGAUCUUCCCGAUAGAAAUUGUGAAAAGUGCAUCCAAUGCUGUAUAGAUUACGAGGGUUGGCUACGAUUUCAGAAUUGCUUGUACAAGGUAGUGAGAGAUCCACUAUUCGAGUUGACGAUCACAUUGUGCAUCGUCCUGAACACUGGUUUUCUGGCAAUGGAACACCACGGAAUGAGCGAGUCGAUCCGACAGGCGCUCAACAUCGGUAAUAAAGUGUUUACCAGUAUCUUCACCUUCGAAUGUUUGCUGAAACUGUUGGCGCUGAGUAAAGAUUUCUUCGCCAACGGAUGGAACAAUUUCGAUUUGAUAAUAGUGUCAGCGUCUCUGAUAGAUCUUACCUUUGAGCUGGUAGACGGCCUGUCCGUGAUACGCGGACUGAGACUUCUGCGUGUGUUAAAACUGGCACAAUCCUGGACGACGAUGAAGGUUCUUCUCAGUAUUAUUAUUUCAACAAUCGGCGCCCUUGGAAAUCUCACCUUAGUUUUGGUGAUCGUGAUUUACAUAUUUGCCGUGAUCGGCAUGCAAUUAUUCAGUAAAGACUACACUUUGGACAAAUUUUACCCAGACCCGGUACCACGCUGGAACUUUAACGAUUUCUUUCACUCGUUCAUGAUGAUAUUUCGUAUAUUAUGCGGAGAAUGGAUCGAGCCCCUGUGGGACUGCAUGCGAGCAGAAGAGGAAGACGGGCCUGAGGCUUGCUUCGCCAUAUUUUUACCAGCUCUCGUAAUGGGUAAUUUCAUGGUGUUGAAUCUUUUUCUUGCUUUGCUGCUCAACAGCUUUAAUUCGGAGGAAUUGAAACAGAAGAAAGAGGAAGUCGGCGAUGACUCGAAACUCGCAAGAUCGUUCGAUCGUAUCCGUUCGAUUAUACGGAAGAAUAAAUGUUCGCGCUUGUCUCAAGCUGUCGCUAAAGGUAAAGGGAAGGAUGCUCGUUUCGAAAAGAUCGUGCGACGGGUAAUAGAUCGGUCUGACAACGAGACUAAAUACGCUAUUCAAGAGACUGUACUCAGCCUUCCAAAAGAUAACGUUUACAAUAGAUCUUAUCAAGAAAGUUUAAAUCAGCCCGUUUUUUCUUACGAUCCAAUGUACUCUCAGUCUCAAACAGAAGAACAAAGAUACGGACAAAGAGAGAAGGAAGAAGAGAAGGACGCCUCGCCAGACGACGAAAACGAUUAUUCGAGUAAGGAAAAAGAGAUCGAGGCAAACGAAGGCAAAGAGGAGGAAUGUCAAGAAGUCGAUGUCGUGAGAGACUCUUCGUCUUCGAACAAAGCACCAGUUGAAGAAAGAGUCGCGAUGCUACCUCAGACAGAUCCAUUUCCUAGACCCGAGGAUCGGGUACCAAAACGACCUUGGCACGCGCUUGUCAGCUAUGUCGAUGAACUGACGGUUGGCGGUAGGAGAGAUAGUAAAGGAAAAUACAUCGAUGGUAUGGGUUCUUUUCCUGGAUUUGGAAGAAGCAACCGACGCAAAGAACCGCAAGAUUGCUUUCCACGACAGUGUUAUCAGAAGUGUACCUGCAUCGACCGGUGUAUUGCAACAACUAUCGGCAAAAAAUGGAUCAGAAUGCGAACAGUGAUUCUUUCAGUCGUUGACACGCCUGCCUUCGAAUGGAUGAUCCUAGUUUUCAUUUUUGCAUCCUCCAUAACUCUUUGUUUCGAAGAUAUUUAUCUAGAUGAUAAUCCUUUCUUGAAGAAAAUCCUCUAUUGGACCAAUCUUGGCUUCUGCGCGCUUUUCACCAUUGAGAUGUUACUCAAGUGGUUAGCUCUGGGUUUCUGCAAAUAUUUCACCAGUUUUUGGACAAUCUUGGAUUUUAUAAUUGUCUUUGUAUCAACAUUUAGUCUGUUGAUAGAAGAAAAUGAAAAUUUAAAAGUGCUAAGAUCUCUAAGAACCUUGAGAGCACUGAGACCAUUAAGGGCGAUAUCGAGAUGGCAAGGCAUGAGGAUCGUAGUGAACGCGUUGAUGUAUGCGAUACCUAGUAUAUUCAACGUGCUCCUCGUCUGUCUCGUGUUCUGGCUGAUAUUUUCUAUUAUGGGUGUACAAUUUUUCGGCGGCAAGUUUUUCAAAUGCGUUGACGAGUACGGCGAAUUAUUAGAUAUAUCGAUUGUAAACACGAAAGACGACUGUCUGAGGAAAAAUUACUCUUGGGAAAAUAGUAAAAUUACGUUUGAUCACGUCGGAAUAGCUUAUCUAGCUCUGUUCCAAGUAGCCACAUUCGAAGGGUGGAUGGAGGUGAUGCAGGAUGCAGUAGACGCAAGAGGUGUAGAUCUUCAGCCUCAAAGAGAAGCAAACAUCUACGCAUAUUUCUACUUUGUGAUAUUUAUCGUUUGUGGCUCCUUUUUUACACUAAACCUCUUUAUCGGAGUAAUUAUAGACAACUUUAAUAUGUUGAAGAAAAAGUACGAAGGUGGGGUGCUAGAAAUGUUUUUGACCGAAAGUCAAAAGCACUACUACACUGCCAUGAAAAAGCUUGGCCGUAAAAAGCCACAAAAAGUGAUAAAGCGUCCGAUGAAUCAAAUCCUCGCAAUGUUUUACGACCUAUCGAAUUCACGCAGAUUUGAAAUAGCAAUUUUCAUUUUGAUAUUCCUCAACAUGCUGACAAUGGGAAUCGAGCAUUACGAUCAGCCUCAUCCAAUCUUCUUCGUUCUCGAAGUGUCCAACGCAUUUUUCACGACCGUUUUCGGUUUAGAGGCAAUCGUGAAAAUAAUUGGGCUUCGAUAUCACUAUUUCACAGUGCCAUGGAACUUGUUCGAUUUCCUCCUCGUGCUGGCAUCCAUAUUAGGAAUAUUAAUGGAGGAUAUUAUGGUAGACUUUCCGGUGUCUCCGACGCUCCUGCGAGUCGUGAGAGUGUUCAGAAUCGGUCGAAUCUUAAGGCUCAUAAAGGCAGCCAAAGGUAUUCGUAAACUGCUCUUCGCUCUGGUGGUUAGUCUUCCGGCGCUGUUCAACAUCGGUGCCCUGUUAGCUCUAAUUACUUUUAUUUAUGCCAUUAUCGGCAUGUCGGUCUUUGGUCAUGUUAAAAAGCAGGGCGCGCUCGAUGAUAUGGCCCAUCAGGAAGAAGAGAUUGGUAUCGUCGAAGAUGAUUUAGAAAUGUUUUACAUACGAUGGUCCAAGUAUGAUCCGCACGCGACACAGUUCAUAAAUUUCUCGCAAUUAAGCGAUUUCAUAGCAAGCCUGGAUCCACCGUUAGGAAUUUCGAAACCAAACAUGGUCGCGUUGGUUAGCUUUAAUCUUCCUAUCGCAAAGGGUAAUAAAAUUCAUUGUCUGGACAUUCUGCACGCACUUGUCAAGCACGUCCUUGGACACGUAGAGGAGUCUGAAGAUUUCCGAAAGCUACAGGAACAGAUGGAUAUCAAGUUUAAGAAACAGUUUCCUACGCGCAAGGAACUUGAGAUUGUUUCUUCGACGAGAAUGUGGAAACGUCAAGAUAAAGCAGCUAGGCUGAUUCAACGUACUAUCAGGGAAUUUAUAACGGCAAAAAAGGAACGUGAAAGGAUGGCUCAAGAAGUAGACUCGCAGACUCAAACGUCGAGUCCUGGUGGUGGGAAUGAGGGUAGGGGCGGGGGUGGAUGGAGUGGCAAAGUAUCGGCAUUUCUACAUGUGCAUAGAGGUAGCCGAGCCAGUAGUCGCAAGUCCUCGAGGGCCAGCGACGCCAGCGAUUUCAGCGAGCUCGGUACAGCUUCGGCAUGGCUUUUUCCAAACUUACCUCUGCUGUUGCUCUCCGGCGCCACCGGUACUCACGAGGACCUGCCUCCUCCCGCUCUGACCGUAUCCCGUCCCUCGCCGACUACAGAACAACAAUCGUUUACCGGCUCCUCUGCUACUUCUGCUACUUCCUCUGAUCUACACAUUAGAUCAAUCGGGGGUCCGACUCUCGGCCGGCAGAACGCCGUUGAAAGUUAUCCCGAUGAGGAAGUCCCCAGUCUUCCUACGAAGCGCAGAUCACUUCCGCCAAGCGCUACAACACUCUCUUUAAAUACCUUACAUCGUGACAUCAAAGAAGCGUUUAGCAGACGUUGCGGUAGUCUCCGGAAGAAACAUCAACCAACACCAGAACCAGCUCCGCUGCCAAUCGAAUCUACCGAUGUAAGCAUACUUGUUACAGAACCCAGUCCAGAGAAUUCAGCACCGCCUACAAGACCGGCACUACUUAGACGACAAUCCGCCGCCACGGUCGUUCACGUCCUCGUUCACAGAGAGAGUGAAGAAUAUCGAGAUACACAACCCGACAAUGCCAGUUGAUCUUAGAUCGUUAUGCUUGACAUCCUUCCGAAAUCAGUUUAAACGAGAGGCUAGGCUGAAAGCCAUCGAAAUUUUGCUUCUUAUCGCGUUACAGUGACCUCGAGAUUCGAAUCUCAUCCGAUUCCCUCUCCUCUCCCCCUUUCUUUGACGCUGUUGCCUUAACAUCAUUACCAUCAAAUGUUCUUACUAUUUCAUUAUAAUAUGUACAUUUGAGAAGUCUCAAUGAAAUUAUUUCCUAACAGUUACAAUGGUAAUAACUUUAUAAAAAUAUUUAUUCCGAUAAUUAGAUCUUGUAAACGCAGUACGAUUUUUCUUUUACAAAAGCUAUUCUAACGAUACUUUUGAUCCUAAUGAAUAAUAGUAGCCUAUUUUUAGUAAUCAAUUUAUCGCGACGAGCUUAAAUCUUUUUCUUAUGCAAUAGAAACAGUGAUAGCUGGAAUAUAUAUAGUUGAGGUAGUUUAAUUGACUCGAUAUUACACGAAACUCGCAUUUCUUCUACCAUAAUUAAGGGUGAUUGGACCAAUUUAGUGAAAUAUAUUUAAAUUCCGAUCCCUUCUUCAAGUUAAAUCAUUGAUACGGUCUACUCGUUAUAAAGAGAAAUGAAUAAUAAUUACGUGGACAAAAGAAUAAUACUGCCUUAAAUAGCAUAGAUUUUUCAUUUGUAUAAUUAUUUUGAAGAAAGAAACGAAAAGGACAAAAAAGAGAGGGAAAGAGAAGAUGGAAGAAGGAAAACUAAACGGGAAUUUUUAAAGAAGAUUGUACACUUAGCCAAGUAGUUGUUUUUCUUUACACAUUUAAGGAUACUUAGAUUACUAGUACCGCUACUAAUUUUGUAUAAUACCAGACAUCAUAAACAAUAGCAUUUAUAGAACGUAAACGUAUGUGAUGUUUGUCUUAUUCAUAAUUAUCAAGGAAAUUGCGAUAUUCCUAAUAAGUAAUAAGAUUACAUGCUUAUCGCUAAUUUAGAAUUGAUAAUAUUUCUUUUUUUUCGUUCCAUAUUUGUUAGAAAGAAAGACUUUCUCUUCUGGACACGUUAUAGCAUUCAAGCAAUGAAUCGUAUAUUCACUACGCUAAUGAUCGAUAUUUAGCUUUCCGUAUAUGUAUAUAUGUGCUAACUUUAUAAUCAAUGUUGUCUCUUCAAGAAUAUUUGAGAAAAUGUAACGAUAUUUUCUUUUACGUUGCAAUCAAAUAACUAACAAAGAGAAACAAUAAUGUUCUAAUUAAGCGAAAUUAUAAUUUGAUACAUUUUAACCAGCUUGGAGUACCAAUUCCAAUAUACAGUACAAUUUUGUAACUUGUUUUAUAAUAUUAUAAUAUAUAUAUAUAUAUAUAUAUAUAUAUAUAUAUAUAUAUAUAUAUAUAUAUAGAUAGAUAUACACGCGGAAAACCUGAUAUCGAUCUAUAAUCAACAGAAUAGUAAAUUUAUCGAAAAUCUGUUAACAUGUAUGGAAAUCGAACAAUGCCCAGAAAGGAUGGCUCUCUCUCCUCUAACGUUCUUCAUAGCAUUAUUUUGAAAUAAAAUGCAUUAAUAUGUUACAUUACACAUAUAAUUAUACUUACAUAUCGCACGGUAUCUAUUGCUCAAAAAAGAAAAAAAAAAGGAAAAAACGGAUAAAUCAUAAUGAAUUUAAAUUUUACUUUCAAAUUCAUAUUGAUUUCUACAUUGGCAUAAUAUACAGUAUGUUCUGUUUAGCUGAGAACACUCGAAUAUCUGGAAAAAUACAAAUGAUACGAAAAAAUGUUUUAGACAAAAGCUGUAUGGUAGCGAAGGGAACAUACUGUGCUUUUAUCUGUUUGAAUAACUUGCUUGCGAUGACUUAAAAACGUAUUGUAAAGAUGAUAUUAAAAUUUUUUAAUGGAUACCUCCAUCUUUUAUUGCAUAUUCUUGUAACUGAUAUUCAGAUGUUUACAAAACACUACAAACUUAUGUCUUUCGCAUCACCCGUUAUCGAGAUAUAAACUUUCAAAUUCGAAAGAUCAAUAGAAGGAAUUACCUAAUCUGAAAGUGACGGCUCAGAACUGAUUGACUGUUUGGGAAACAUUUGAAAACUGCGGACUUGUGUUUCAGCAGUGUCAUACCAGUGGUGGCAUUAUGAAAAACAUCUUUAUAUGAUAUACAUCCCCGUGGUGUAUAUCGGGUAACUGUAAUGUAGGGGCACAUUGAAUUUUAAAAUUCAUAAUUCGAUGGCAGAUGGUGCAAAAGACACCAGUUUGUAAUCUUUUGAAGACGUUCUGACUGUAAGCUACAAGAAUAUUUAAUAAAAAAUAGAAAUAGCCGCUAAAAAAUUGUAAUGCACUUUUACAGGAUGAUCCAAGGUCGUCGCAAGGUGAAAUAGAUGAUGUCUUCCUCGAUACCAUAGUCAUUUCCAUUUUUUUGUGUCAUUUCCAUUUUUCCAGAUAUUUGAGCGUUUCUAGCUAAACAGGACAUACUGUAUGUAUUGCUUUUCUUUCCAUUUUCUAUACAAUUAAAAAACAACAAAUCAAGAGCAAGCCAGUAAAUAUAGCUACAUACAGUAUGUCAAGUACAAGAAAAGACAGUAUUAUAGAUAUCUUUGUUUUUUUGUUUAUUUCAUUCAACUAAUUAUAAAACGAAAAGGGUUUAUGUAAACCUAACGAUGUAUACUUGUCCUCGAAGAGAAAUGUUAUAAGUUUAGUAAUUAACAAAUUGAAAAUAUAAACGAAUAAGGUAAAAUUUCUACAUAUUUAGAACAAUGAUACAAUUUGCUUUUAUAAUAUUAUUGAAAUUCGUGAAACUAAAUUUAUCAAUGAAUUUAUACCAAUCUAGGAAGAAUUAUUUUCUUUUCUGGAUAAAAUUGUAUAAACAAUAAACAGUAUAAACAGUUUUUACUUUUUAACUAUUAAAGACUAAUUAUAUUUAGAACUGUACUUUGUAUGAAAGAAAUUUUUAAAUCUUCGACGAUGAGUAUUAUAGAUAUCGCUCAUUUACUACAACAAGGACAUCACUUGAGAAUAACUUGAAUUAUUGAUACAGAAAAAGCUGUUGUUCCUUGUGUGUACCUCUUUUGGAGUUUUAUAAAUUAACUUCAAAAAUUCACCACGUCAGGGCAACAGUUAUCCGCUGUUAUUUAUACUAAUAGCUAUCGCUGUUGCAUCAUCAUGAAACUAUAACAGUUUAAAACAUUCAAACUCGUUUUCGCUAAAAUCGUGAUUUCUCUGUUAUGUCAUUGUUGCAGCAAAUGAGCGGUAUGUAAUGUAUACAUAUGUAUAUAUACGUGUAUCAUAUAAUGUAUGUAUGUAUAUAUAUGUACACGUAUAAAUAUAAAAUUAAUAUGUAUAAAAAUAAUUUUUUAUUUUAUUUUUUCUUUCUUAUGAUUUGUGUGACAAAAUCAUAGAAAUCUAUAUCAUCUAACAUCUGUACAACAUGGAACUAAAAAUUAAGAAAUAUUUAAUGACAGAAAGGGAGAGAGGUAAGAAAGAGCGGAAGGAAGAAGUGGGGAAAAAAUUUAAAAAAAAGAUUCACAUAGAGAAAGGAACAACGAAUUUUGUAGUAAUUAGUUACAUUUUUAGCGUAACCUUAUUGGAUCAUCUUCCUUUUGUUUCUUUGUUUAUUUAAUAUUCAAAUCCCUAAAAUUAAAAAAGUCACACAAUUUAUUGAUUCUUGUAACAAUAGAUGUUCACGUUAACAUUUUCAUAUUUUCCUUUCACAAAUUAAUCGUUGCCAUUAACACGUCACGACCUCUCGUGGACCUAUAGUGCCUAUUGUUAGAAAACGAUUGCGAGUUAAUAUAAUAUGUAUACAGAAAUAUAAACAUGUAUAUUAGAUUUUCAUAUUACAAAGCGUUCGUACAUGAAAACAGUACGAGCUAAAUUUACGUAAAAAUCUCUCGUUAGAACGUACAACGUACGUUACUUUUAGAGUUUAGCAUUUAAUGCUUAAUGCUUGAUAAAUCUGUUACUUCGCGCGUUGACUAUAAGACAUAGUUAUUAAGUAUUAAGGAUCACCGAGAAAAAGGUCGACAAGUAAACCAGUCAGAAAGAUAUGAUUAAAGAUAAAAAUUUAAUAUUUCGAAAAUAUAAUUUAAUUCGAAAAUGUGAUCUUUCCAAGGCACGCAUUGUAAAGCUAUGUAUCAUGUCAAUUAAAGGCAUAAAUUAUA